Messenger RNA from Chiloscyllium plagiosum (whitespotted bambooshark), 4234 nucleotides. Lineage: Eukaryota; Metazoa; Chordata; Chondrichthyes; Orectolobiformes; Hemiscylliidae. The record is from RefSeq and is a predicted model, not a curated record.
AAUAUGUUAAUAUUUAAAACAGAUUGGGUAAAUAAUUUUGUUACAUUAAAUAAAAUCAAUAAUGCUGGUCAAGUAUUCCUAUCCAUACAUCCAAAAAUCAAAGACCUAAAAACAAAUUGAGGGUCCUCUCAAAAGCAAACCCGAUUGGACCCAAACAGUCCUGUAGAAAUCUGAGCUUGGGUCCUUUGGAAAAUGAUUUCACUUCAUCUGAACAGAUCUAAUAGUAAAACUGUUUUCCAAAGGCCUGAACUCACCAUGCCUACAGAUGUGUUUGUGACCUUUUUGGCAAAGAUAAAAAUUUGCUCUUCAACUCAUUUGAGUCUGUUGGAAACAAGCAAAGUUUCUUUUUCCCUCCCAUUUAGACCUGGAUGGACCUAUACAUAUUUUGGAUCUAUCCGAAAAUCAAAAAUAUCUUUUAUCUGAGAAACAGCUGGUCCUGAGGUUUUCAGAUAAAGGAUUCCUUUACAGCAAGUCAAAAAACAAUGAUCUUUCUUCACCCUGUGAAUUGUAUCAUUGCAGCUACAAGCAAGUUAGUCACAUAGUUCUAGCACAGCACUAUGUUGACAAAAGCACUUGAAAGAAAACAUACACAACAUCAGAUGAACGACACUCAUUGGAAUUCAAUACGUGACAUUUUCGAAAGACUCAAUGAGCAAAGAAAACUGGAUUAAACCUCAUCGUUCAGAAUCCCUGUACCCCAUGAAGCAGAACUGAAGCUUUCUGUAAAUCUGGAGAGGAUAUUGGCUUGCAAUUCCUUAUGAAACCUUUUUUCCGAUAGAGUGGAAAAUGCUCCCAGGGGUCGGUGUGUUUGGGACAGGUACGACUGCACGGGUUUUGGUGCCACUGUUGCGUGCUGAAGGUUUCACCAUCGAGGCACUCUGGGGAAGAACAGAGGAAGAGGCCAAGCUGCUGGCAGAGGAAAUGAACAUUUCAUUCUACACGAGUCGGACUGAUGAUGUUUUGCUCCAUCAGGAUGUGGAUCUUAUUUGCAUCAAUAUUCCUCCCCCCCUCACCUGCCAGAUUGCUGCUAAAGCAUUAGGUAUUGGAAAGAAUGUGAUUUGUGAGAAAGCAGCAACUGCAGGAGAUGCCUUCAAAAUGGUGAAAGCAGCUCGUUACUAUCCUAAACUCAUGAGUAUUGUCGAUAAUGUACUUCGGUUUCUACCAGCAUUUGUGAAGAUGAAGCAGUUAAUUGAAGAAGGCUACAUUGGUAAUGUCAUGAUCUGUGAUGUACGUGUAUAUUGGGGCAGUCUUCUCAGCAACAAAUAUAACUGGAUUUGUGAUGAACUAAUGGGUGGUGGCGGGCUUCACACAAUGGGCACUUAUAUUGUAGAUCUGCUGACUCACUUGACCAAUAAGAAGGCUGAGAAGGUCCAUGGCCUCCUGAAAACUUUCGUGAAACAAAACGAUAACAUACAUGGAAUCCGACACGUCACUAGUGAUGAUUUCUGCUUCUUCCAGAUGUUAAUGAAUGGUGGUGUGUGUAGCACUGUUACACUCAACUUCAACAUGCCUGGCCCAUUUAUCCAUGAAGUCAUGAUUGUGGGAUCCAUGGGCCGUUUGGUUGCUCGAGGUGCAGACUUGUAUGGGCAAAAAAAUACUUCCUUCAAGGAGGAGCUGCUGCUUGCUGAUACCAUGUCUGUAAACACACCUGGGCUGCUAGAGAAAGCAUUCAGCGAUAUUCCCCUUAUAUAUUUAAAGGGCACUGUUUACAUGGUGCAAGCCUUGAGCAAAUCCUUUAAGGAUCAAGAGGAUCGGCGUACCUGGGCCCACAGGCCAGUUUCAAUGGCUGCAUCCUUUGAAGAUGGUCUUUAUAUGCAAAGUGUUGUGGAUGCUAUUAAGAGAUCGAGCAGGUCUGGGGAAUGGGAAGUUAUUGCUAUGAUAACAGAAGAACCAGAUUCUAAUCAGAACCUAUGUGAUGCCUUGCAACGUAAUAACCUGUAAUAACAUUAUGGAGUAAUAGCACAGUAGAUACAUUUCACCAAAAACAGAACCUUAUUCCAAUUCAAAGAUCAUAUUUAAAGUAACAAAGCAAUUUCAGGUUAGUUCUUGUAAGUACAUUAUAGAUACUGUGUUUAUUUGAAUUGUUUCCGCCUAUGCAGUUAUAACUGCGCAAGUGUCAAUAAACCAUCCUAUUCCAUUCUUAAGCUCUUAAAAAAAAUUCUAAAUUUUAACCUUUGUCUGUUAACAGACUAUUUCAACAAACUCUCACAUAACAGUAGUUCAUGAGCAAAGAGUGAGAACAGUGCAAGUGUUGAAAUUGUGCUUGGUCAUUCCUAAAGCCACCCUGGAGGCAAAAUGGAUGUAUUCAAUAUUUCAAAAUCAAUUCUUACAGGCAGAAAACACAUUUAUUCAUAGAAAUUUAAAUAAGGAUUCUAAUACAGCAUGGAAAAUCGUAGGCUGGCUGUAAAUUGUACAUUUUCCUGUUUUGUAUUGCUCCUUGUUCAGGGACAUUCCUUUAAAAUUUCAAAAGAAACCUAGUAUGAUCCUGAAAAUUUUCCCUUUUCCCAAAGGUUAAAUUGCAUAUUUAAUGGCAGUUAAACCUAAUUCAUUUUGUGACUUGGAAAUUUGUUGCAACCUGGAUAAUUCUCUCUGUAUGGUUUUCAGACUUUAAUGCACGCACUAAUCCUGACCUUGACGAGGGUAUAGUUCCUUCUGUACAAUCCAAUGUAAUCACUGUAAGAGUACCCAUGGCCUAUUUUCAAAGGGAGAACCAGGUGAGCAGAUUCAGUUAGGAAACAGAAAUCACAAGCAAUUUUGUAUAAGUUUUAAUGCCGUUAAGCCUUUUGAAUUCACCAGGUUUGCUUAAGGUUUUGUACAUAUAAUAGAAAAGUCUGUGAGGAUAUGAACUAUAUGGAAUGAAGGUACAUUGUUAUCUGUAGUGCCUUAUUUAGGCCAGCCUCUACACUCUGCCCUGCCUUUACAUGCAUAAAUAUCCAAACACACUAACCUGAUUAAUUGGCAGACUUCAUUUUUUGACAAUGUUAUUAGUGAUCAUGUCAUAGCAUGCAAUUAUUGUUUCGUACUUAAGUAAUUAACUUCCGAUUUUUUUUUCCCCUUGGUAUAUUGUUUACAAACUGACAGUUCUGAUAAAACAAAAAUUUAUUUUAGUAAAUUGGCUAUUGAUAGGACUAGAAGAAAAACAAAUGUUGAGCACCAGUUUAUUUAUACGGAUACAUCUUCCCAAUUUUUGAAAGACAAAUACUCUGAUUUAUGAAAACCUCAUUAAAAUUGGGGUGGGAGAAAUAUGAUGGUGAUGCAGGGAAAGGAUUCUAGUUGACUAAUAAUUUCAGAGUGUGUGUACCAUAUUUGAAAUAGCAUGGCAAAAAAUGGCUGGAAUAUUUUUGUAAUGUGCUGCAUUUGUUUUCCACUUUGAAUUUUGAUUAUGUGAAAAGCUGAUUACUGUAAUAACUGUAAAACAUGUUUUUGGACCUGUAGAUCUUAAGUUUUAAGUAAAUCCAAGUUGUGUAUUUUUGUCAUAGUUUUUAAAAAGAAAAUUUAAUUUUUUUUCAAACUCUUUGUAUAUAUUGACUCCAAAGAGAUAUUUAUUACAGUCUUAAAUGUUUUUAUUAAAAAUUGUUUGCUUUGCAAGACUGUUCAGGAUGGGGACUGAAUUAGUGUUCAAAAUACAGCUAGGCUGUUUCAUAGAAAUAGUCGAACUGUAUAGAGAAUUGGGUGACUAGAUAUUUAUUUUUCAUUAAAUUCAAAUAAAUGGGUUAUUUAUAUUGAAGUUUAUUUUCCAUUGAUAGGGGUCCAAGCAUUAAACUUGAUAAAUUUCCUGUGUAAAAUGUUUCAAAUAAAAAUGUUUAUUUAAGACGUUUUGUUUUUAAAUUAUUAGUAUCAUCGUAAUAUAAAGGUGGAGCUUUGGGAAGUAUACUUGUGUCCAUAUGUCAUAAUGUGUUUUACAUGUAUGGAUUUACUAUACAAAACACAGAUUCAUAUUUUACUUGAUAAUGUGAUUACAUUUUAUUUAUGGACACAGAUCUAUUAAUUCUUAGCAGGUGGUUUUUAAACAGUUCAAAUAAAGCAUGAAAAAUAACAUUGAAACAAUGCCUGCCUUUGAUUUAAAUACUGUCCUUUUCCAUAUAGAGGAAAUGCAAGUUUUGCUGUAUGGGGGAAUAUACCUGUUAUGUGUUCUGUCUUUGAGGUCUAGUAUGUUGUUAAAACUGUUGAAAGUUUCUGGGCCAGUAAAUUAUUUACUGUGUUUCAGAAAUAAAAAAUGCAAUUUUAAAACUGA